Molecule: messenger RNA, 1615 nt
Organism: Carassius auratus (goldfish)
Lineage: Eukaryota; Metazoa; Chordata; Actinopteri; Cypriniformes; Cyprinidae
Product: solute carrier family 22 member 18-like
Exons: 10
Coding region: 1-1203 (400 amino acids)
Biological process (GO): transmembrane transport
Cellular component (GO): nuclear envelope
Molecular function (GO): transmembrane transporter activity
Source: RefSeq, a predicted model, not a curated record
AUGGAGCCGGCUGCGAAGCAGAAAGUGAUUCACAUCACCUACCUCAUCGCAGCUCUGGACAUCACCUGGCUCUUCCUCCAGUUCUCCAUAACACCGUAUUUGGCGAGGAGGCUCGGGUUCGAUACUAUUUGGUUUGGGUAUCUGCAGACCACAGUUGGAGUGAUUCAGUUGCUUGGAGGCCCUAUUUAUGGAAGGUUUGCAGAUGUGUUCGGAGCACGUGCAGCUCUCUCUGUGUCUUGCUUGGCAUCAGUGGUUUAUUUCUUACUGUUGGCGGUGGCAGACAACACUUUUAUGCUUUUUGUGCAUAAACUACCUGCUGUUUUUAUGCACGCACUGCCAGGAGCUCAAAUGGUGGUAGCAGAUCUGCCAGAGAAUGAGAAGCGAGCAGAAGCUCUUGGGAAACUCGGCCUCUGCUUUGGCGUAGGCAUGAUCGCAGGAUCAUCACUGGGUGGGACCCUCAGCACACGCUAUGGGGAAAAGUUUGCAGCAUCUUUUGCAGCUGUCGGAAGUUUGGUUUCUUUGCUGUUGGUGUUGAACUUCAUCCCUAAACAGACCAAAAUACACACCGUGCCGGAGAGUAACAAGAAGGGUUCAUCAAGUUCUGUGUUUAAUCUGGGAGAGAUCACAAGGCUGAUGAAAUUUCCAGGUGUUCCAAAGACUUUCACAGUGAAGAUUAUUUCUGGAUUGCCAUCAGGUAUAUUUCAAGUUAUGUUCUCCAUCAUUGCCAUAAACUUCUUCCAACUGAAGGCAGAGCAGAAUGGCUAUCUGAUGGCUUACUUUGGCAUAGUACAAAUGGUGAUCCAAGGUGCUGUAAUUGGGCGUCUUACGUCUAGAUUUUCAGAGUCUUCUUUACUGGUGCUCUCUGUUGGGAUAUCCAGUUUAGUGGGCCUUGCACAGGCUAUGAUGACCAACGUGUUUCAUUUUUGUUUAAUCGUGAUACCCAUGAUGUUUUCUCUAAGUGUCUUCAACGUCAUCACAGACAGCAUGUUGACCAAGAGUGUGUCUCCAUCUGACACAGGAACCAUGCUGGGUCUGUGUGCAUCGGUGCAGUCUCUUUUACGAACUGUUGGCCCAACCAUUGGAGGAUUCCUCUAUGAAGCAUAUGGUGUGCCAUCUUUCGGAUACAUCCAGUGCAUCAUUAAUGCUGCUGUCUUUAGCUUUCUGCUAACCACUGGAGGGCGCUCACAGCCAAACAGGCCAUAGAAAUUGUGAAAGAGGUUGUUUAUGACUGUCCUGUUCAUGGCCACAUUGUGUGAGAGAGGGCUGUUUACAACAAACCAUGGCAUUUAACUUACCUCCUCACACACUGGGAAAGGACUUGGUCACAAAUAACCCAGAUGAUAUAUUUUGUUAAUACCACAGACAUUCAAAAUAUCCUAUGUUACUGUCAAAUUACACUUUAUUGCACAAGUUAGCUCAGGAUCAUUUUUAUCAUUAAAAAGGAGCUGGCAUGUGAAUGUCUAGGUCAGCACAAAAAAAGAAGUGCAGUAUGCUUUUAUCUGUGUGGCAUUAUAGUCUAGUUUUAACAACUAUAUAUUAUACAGCUAGUAUUCAUUAUAAUGAUGUUGUAAGAUGUCAUGGAAAAAGAACAAAAUAAAAAAUCCAUAAUUUUGUA